AUGGCCGUUCGAUACUCAGCAGAGGUUCUGCUGCAUCUGCGGGAGUCGCCGCUAUGUACCAGACCAGACAACCUACCUCCGGUAGAGGAAUGGAUGGGCCCUGCGCCUGAACAAACGAGGACCCAGGGAACAAAGACGGGAAACGAGAGGUCAAGAGCGAGCGAUUCGUCCUUGCUUGAUCAAUCCGUCAGACGUCCUCUCGAGCGCCAUGUCUCUCGGAACAGUACAAACCCCGAUGACAUCGUUUUUGGGCCUCCCCGCACAGCUUUCUCUUCCUCCAGAGGAAGCAAGACUCAAGAACAUGACAAGACCACGCGCGACGCGGACGGCCAGGCACGUGGAGCUGCCCGGAAUCGUGGCGACACAGACGGUGACCGUUUCCGCGACACUCGUUCCAAUCAUUUGAGACGACGCGGAGAAGUCGACCAAGACAAUGAUGGGUGGAACAUGGUCAAGCCGCGCAAGAGCUUUGGCACCGAGGGAGCCGAGCGUUUCCACGGCAAGAUGGGCGGCAACUUUCGCGAAGAUAGACGCCCACCUAGAGAAGGCAACAAGGACGAUCGAGAUGGAGCACGAGAAAGACCUGGUCGAGCCUUUGACUCGUUCACGCGGGAACGCGAUGCUGUCGAAUCCGACGGGCGGUCACGAAAUGGUCUCGGCAGAAACAAGACUGACAACUGGCGGGCCACGGAAGGCACUGACGCGCCGCCGCCUGCGCCGGAAAAGCGAGAUCGAGACCGGACCAAAAGCUGGAGAGAGAGAGAUCGUGACGCGGAGCCGCCGUCCGACGAUCGCAAUGCCGGCAGGGCAAAUGACCGUCGUUGGGCCCGUGACCGCGAUCACAAACCAGAGCGAGAGCCGGAAUGGCUUGAUGAACCUGCCGAAGCCCGUGAAGCUCACACGCAGCAGGAUUUCCAGAAAUGGAUGGAGCAGAUGAAGAAAGCCAAGAGCGGGUCGUCCACCGUGAACAAGCCGUUGGCUGAUGCCACGCCAGAGGCGGCCAAACCAUCGGCGUCAACUCCAACUCCAACCCCGGCCGCCGAGCCCGGCCCCGACAAGUUCUUCCUGGCUUUUGGAGGGGGUAAAGCAACCUCGGAUGGCGCAACGCCGGGGGAGCAGAAGGAGUCUGCGGCCGCCAAAACCAAGGCCUCUGGCAAAUCUUCCCGAUUCACCUCCUUCUUCUCGCAACCCCAGGGAGACUCUCGGCCACGAACAGAAGCUUGCACCCGCCUGACGGGCCCGCCGGCGAAUGAGCCUCUUCCUGCCGUGGCCGUGGCCCCGGCUGCGGCCCCUUCUGGACUUGCCGCGCUCUUGGGGCCGACGUCAUCUCCGGGGGCAGCACAAGGCGCUGCCCCUGAGGAGGAACGCCAAGCUUUCAAGCAGCUGCUCGCAAAACUACAAAAGGCGUCCAUGAGCGCCACGCCGCCGGGGCCUUCCCCGUUUGCCGCCCCUCCUGCCCAUGGCAACCCCCCGGAUGCGAAAAACAGCGUUCUUGGCCCCGCAGAGCCUUUUCUGCACUACGGCAGCAGCGGUGUUCAAAGAGACGGCUCGCUAGGCCGCCCCCCUCCUCAGCUGCCUCACCAGGAGAUCCUUUCUCCUCGUCCACAGCCGCAAUCAGCUCGCCCUGAGCAGCUCCUUCAGGACCUUGUUGGGCAUCAUCAGCGGGUGUCCAGUCAAGGAUCCGCGAGCCGGAACGAGCCCAAUGCCGCCCGCAACAACAGCAACACGGAGUUUCUGAUGAACCUGAUGAGAAUCGCCCCGGAUGCGCAGCGGCAAGAACACGGCCGGGCCCCGUCCCAGCCUCAGCCCCAGCUCGCAUCCCAGCUACAGAAGCCCUCGGGGCUAAUGCCGUUUGGCGAUCGCGAACAGGAGUUUGGCGGCCGCGAGAAUCGGAACCAUGUCCGCAUGCAGCCUCCGCCAGGCUUCCCCAUGGACGAAGCGUUCCACGGGGCUGCUGACCGGGAUGCGCGCCAGAACCAUCCGACGCAAAUCCUGCAACGACCUCCCCCCCCGGGGCUGGAUCAGAUGCCUCCCAACUGGAUGUCGGCUGGCGGCCAAUUGCCGUCCCUUCAACAGAGAGGGCUCAUGCUUCCACCCCCGGGGCUUGCUGGUGGGAUGGGCGUGCCCAACCGAAACAUGCCCCUACCCCCGAUGUUUCCGCCCAACUUCCCCCCCGGGGCCAUGCCGCCGCCGCCGGAUGCCAUGGCGGGGAUGCCACCGCGAAGCAUGCCGCCUCCGCCCCCGGGCUUCUUCAACGGACCGCCACACGGGUUCCUGCCUCCAGGCUUAGGCGGGUUUAAUGGGCCCCCUUCAGGUCCCGAAGGAUUCACGGGUUCACCUUUUGAAGCGAGAGGAAUGCCACCACCUGCCGGAAGCAAUGGUCGUCCUGCGAAUUACGGCCGACCAUGA
Messenger RNA from Ustilaginoidea virens, 2409 nucleotides. RefSeq lists its product as uncharacterized. The transcript is spliced from 3 exons. The coding region runs from base 1 to 2409 and encodes 802 amino acids. The record is from RefSeq and is a predicted model, not a curated record. NCBI's taxonomy places the organism in Eukaryota, Fungi, Ascomycota, Sordariomycetes, Hypocreales, Clavicipitaceae.